AGAAGGAAAAAAACAUACUUCUGACAUAACAGAGAAAGGAAGGGUGUCUUUAUUGACCUUUACAACGUCUCGGGGGGACCUAUUCUCGUAACGCGCUUCAGCGUCUUCACACCAGCGGAGAUUUUUAAACCUCGUACAACACUCGCAGGCGCACCUAUUCAUAUCCAAGACGGCUCACCUGGCUGCAACGCAGUCUGCGCGUUCUCACACACAUACAUACACAAAAACUAAACUCGUACCGCCUUUUUCCUUUACUACCUCGACAAAAGACUGUAGCAAUACACCAAUAAAAAAAAUACGCUGAGUGUGCUGCUUCUGUUCUUAUCCGUUAAAUCUUGUCUGAAUCAAUUCUCUUCUUCUUUUUUUGCUUGUUUGUUUUGUCCCUUGUCCUGCGCUAGCCGCGUCGUCAUACAUCUACGGGAGGUCCAUCCAACCACCCCUUUAUCUCCUAUUUUUGUUUGUUUUAGUCAAUUCGGAGGAAGCGAUCCGAUAUACGCCCACUGCUGUACUUGAAAGGACGAACCACGCACAUACACACUCACUCAGAGACAUCCAAACGGCGGUGCUCUCUACACAUAAAUAUAUAUAUCUACUAACCUUACAGAGAAAAAAGCUGCAAGGACAAUGAGUCAGCUGUACACAGCGUUGGUGAAUGAGACGGUGGUGGAGGCGGUGCAGGUGGCACUGGAUAACUACGCCGCAGCGCAUCGCACCGGCCCAGAGGUCAGCACGCUGCCUGGCGUGGUGACGUCCGCAGAAGAAGACGUCAUUCGCAGGGCCGUGCUCGUGGGAUUUCAGAGCCUGCGUCAUGUGCAGAGUACCAUCACAACUGCAAACCAAAAUACGCUGAACAACGGUGUCGCCGUGAAUGACGACGCGCAGGCGCUGCAUACGGCGAGGGCCGGCGCGGCUGCGUCGCUGCAGGAGGCGCUGUCGUGUCUCAUGCACAACGCUACCGCCAUGCAGGAUGUGGUGCAGCAGGUUGCCAUGUGCAUUCGUGCGCACCUUGGCGACAACCACCGGCCCGGCACGCACGACGCGGAGACAGUGGCGUCCAUCUAUCAAGCGGCACCAGAAGUAACGCAGGUACUGGAGGCUGCCAUGGAGCAGCAGCUGGCGUGGAGGGAAAGUGAAGCAGCUGCGGAACGCGGUGCUGCUGAAGCAUCGUACUCUUCCAUUGUGUCGCACCACCUCAGCGCCGUCUCCGCUGCGCAGUGGAUGUGGCUCGCCGCAACGCUCGUGAUGGGUUACCUCGUCGUGCGGCUCCUCUUCGGUCGGGUGCUGGGCCUCGGCGACGCGCUCAGCCGCCGCCGUCGCCGCCGCCGCACGACGGUGCUGAUUGGCCUCCCCGGCAGCGGCAAAACGGCACUGUUUGGGCAGCUCGUGCGCCGGAUGCAGCUGCGCGAGACGCGGACGAGUAUGCGGGAGAACGUCGGCUCGUUGCUGGUAGCGACGGAGCGGGGGAUGCCGGCGACGGCGCCGGGUGUGCGUAUUGUGGACUGCCCCGGACACCCGCGCUUGCGGGAGCGUAUGCUGACUGCGGUGGGCGAGGCGGUAAACGUUGUCGUCGUGAUCGAUGCUGUGACGGUGCAGGACAGCCAGCACGAGGGCGUCGCCGCACUGGCGGAGCUCCUGCUCGGUGUGCUGCAAUCGCCGGAGUUCUACGGUGUGCACAAAUUGCUGUUUGCGUGCACGAAGCGGGACGAGGUCACGAGCUACGCGGCGAAGGCGGUACGGAAGUUGUUAGAGGCCGCGAUGGUGGCCUCGAUCGCGUCACGGCAGAACGCGAUGGGCCGCGUGGAGAGUGUGCGGGACAGCAAUAACACGGUGAUCUCGAGCAAGAGGGGCAAGUUGGGUGGCGGUAGUGGUCGUCGGUAUGUGCUGUCGGUGGAAGGUGGCGACGGCAGUGGCGGUGGUGCAUGCGCAGGGGCAGCGCGCGAUGUCACGCGUGGUCACCUACGUGGUGCCACAGCAGCGGCGGUAAGCGCUGCGGGUGCCCGCGGUGUUGGUGGGAAGAGGUUUUCGUUUGAGCAGCUGGGCAUUCCGCUUGCCUUUGUUGAUGUGAGCAGCCGCCCGCACCCGACAGAGCACAAGUACUCGGUGUCGCCGAUUGAAGAGUUUAUUCUCGAGGGAUGA
Molecule: messenger RNA, 2136 nt
Organism: Leptomonas pyrrhocoris
Lineage: Eukaryota; Euglenozoa; Kinetoplastea; Trypanosomatida; Trypanosomatidae
Exons: 1
Coding region: 625-2136 (503 amino acids)
Source: RefSeq, a predicted model, not a curated record